CCAUAGGCCGUGUCAUCGUUUCCCUUGCUCAAGUGGAUAAUAAAUAAAUUGCAUCUGAAAGCGUCAUACAGCACAUCUACUUUGGAGAACAUUAUGGCUUUACGGCAUGAUGCACCCAAGGUGGCAACAUCUUCCAUCCAGUGAGGACAAAACCUGCGAAACGCAUAUCAUGGAGAGGAAGGCUCAUUAUGGUUCCGUCCUGGACAGAAGCAAAGCCAUAACUUGGCAGGGUGAUUGCUAUGUGGAUCUUCAGUCCACUCCCUGCUCCCCAUCCUCCAUUACACAACCACCAGCUCUCGACUGGGUCCAAACUCACCAAGACCAUCUGCGACGAUUCACGAGCGCCUCGUUCCUGGAGGGCUUGUUGCUACACUUGAGAAAAACUCACCUGCUGAGUUCCACCGAAGAGACCCGGAUCAAAGAAGCAGGCCAGUUGGAGGAGCAGAUCAACAUGCUCAUUAGCACCAUCUCCGGAAAGAAAGACUCACACGGUUCUGAAGCCAUCAGGGACUUCAUAGAGGGCUCAGAUUGUCCAGUGGCCCAGCUCAUCAAGAACUAUGAUUCCAUGGUGAAGGACCACAAAGAGGAACUUCUGCGACGCUGUGAGCAUCUCCGGGACAGAAGCCACAAACUGAACAUCUCCAGAGGCUUACUUCUGGUGGAUGGACUUUCUGACCUGCAGCACAAAGAGCACGACCUAACUCAGGUGGGAGCCACUCGCGGUAGGAGGAGGAAUCAUCUCAGAGAGCUAGGCCUCAACUCUCUCUUGGAACCCCUCACGAGGGUUAGUUUACCUCCAAGGGUCUCCCUCACGAUCGGGGUAGGUGGAAUCGGCAAGACCACGAGAGUCCAGCGCUUCAUCCGACAGUGGAUCCAAGGAGCUGUCUGUCCUGAUGUGAGCUUUGUCUUACCUUUUACUUUUUCUCAACUGAACUUCUUGGAGAAGCUAUCAGCGGAAAGGUUGGUUAAGAUUGCCUUCCCUCAUUUAAGCGACCCCAGCCUGAUCCUGAGCAGCUCCUGUCGGACAUUGCUUAUAUUUGAUGGCUUGGAUGAUUUCCGCUGCACUUUGAAUUUUUCCGAUGCAGCGCCCUGUGAUGACCCAAAGAAAGAAGUGCCCAUUGAGGACUUGGUCACAAACAUCAUUCGAGGAAAUCUUCUUCCAGGUGUGGCUUUAUGGGUGACCUCCAGACCUACAGUGGCUUCACUCAUUCCUGGAGGAUUAGUGGACAGAGUGACGGAGGUACCAGGGUUUAGCCCAAAGGACAUCCAUGGGUUCUUAAACCAUCACAUCCCUGAGACGGAUUUUGCGAAUAAAAUCUGGACACACCUGCAGAGCCAUAAAAAUUUGAUGGUGUUUUGCUAUACACCAUCUUUCUGCUUCAUAGUGGCUGAUACUCUGAAGUAUAUGCUCCAAAGUGGUGAGGAGGAACACCUUCCAAGGACUUGCACCGAGCUCUAUGCUCACUUUUGUGGCAUGAAAACAGAAUCAGGCGAGCCCCGAGGAAGGGAGCCUGUCAAAGAGACCCUCUAUGGGAGCAAUCGUAAACUACUGGGGAAUCUUGGACGCCUCGCCUUUUAUGGGCUCCUCAAAUAUAAUUACACCUUCAGCGAGCAGGACCUUAGAGCCUACGGGAUAGACCUGCUCUUGUCUCCAAAUAGCCUCGUCGCUGGACUUCUUAUCCGAGACGAGACAAUUUUAUGCACGACAUACCACUUCACUCAUUUAACCCUGCAGGAGUUUCUUGCGGCAACAUUUUACUACGUAUCAUCUAAGCGAGCCAUUUUUGACUUGUUCUCAGAAAGCACCAUGUCCUGGCCCAAAAUUGGUUUUCUGAAUCACUUCAAAAGUGCCAUUCAACGCUCCCAACAAGCUGCAGAUGGACACCUGGAUGUAUUUGCACGCUUCCUCUCAGGCCUCCUGUGUCCUCUAGCGGUGAAGCCUCUCGCUGGGCUUUUAGGUAAAGUUGAUGGCAGCCAGAGGGUAUGGGCAGCAGGCUUUUUACACAGCCUCUUGGAUGACGGCCAUGCUGUUGUGUCCCAUCGUGUAGUCAACUUGGUUUAUUGUUUGCAAGAGAUGCAACACACAGAGUUACUGCGCGCCGUGGAGGAUGAUUUAAGGCUUGGAAGCCUGGCGGGGAAGCUGACCCGAGCUCAUUGUGUGGUACUGGGCUACCUGCUGCAUGUUUCUCCUGAGUGCGGUGAACAAACAAACCUCAAAGCAUCCCUGAACUACGCCACAAUGAAAUGUUUGCUGCCACAGCUUCUCUACUGCAGCCAUCUCAGGUUAGAGAGUAAUCACUUCAAAGAUGAUGUCAUGGAAUUACUGGGAAGCCUCCUGAGUGCCAAAGACUGCCAUAUUCAGAAAAUAAGUUUAGCAGACAAUGAUGUCAGCAGCAAAGGUGUCCGAGCCCUGAGUCGAGCCCUCAUGGUGAACCGGACCCUAACAUCCCUCAAUCUGCGGAACAACAACAUUGGUUCUAAAGGCGCCAAACUCCUGGCAGAAGCCCUCAAAAUGAAUCAAGUGCUGUUAUCAGUCAACUUCCAGAACAACUCCAUUGAGGAGGAAGGUGCAUGGGCCCUAGCUGAAGUGCUGGAGUGUAACCGCAAAUUGGCGUCACUGAGCAUAAGGAAAAAUGGCAUUGGAGCCAACGGAGCCAAGAGGAUCGCAGAUGCACUGAAGGCAAACCGGACACUCACCAAACUCACCCUUUGCAGUAACCAGCUUGGUGACAAAGGCACAGUGGCACUGGCUGAAGCGUUGACAGUCAACCACACUUUGCUGUCACUUCAGCUGCAGAGUAACUCUAUCAGCAAUGAAGGGAUGACAGCCUUGACAAAAGCACUCAGGCUCAACCGAGGUCUUGUCUCAUUGAACCUAAGAGAGAACUCUAUCGGCAUCGAGGGAGCAAAGAACAUGGCCCGUGCUCUUCAUGAGAAUAACACCUUGCAAGACCUUGACCUCACAGCCAACCUGUUGCAUGAUGAAGGGGUUCAAGCAAUAGCGAGUGCAGUCAAGGUUAAUCAAGGCCUCACUUCUUUGCAUUUGCAGUGGAAUUUCAUGAAAUGCUCUGCCACGAAAGCGCUGGCUGAUGCACUCCUGAACAACACAACCAUACAACUGCUGGACCUACAGGAAAAUGCUAUUGGCAAUGAGGGUGUCGUUUGUCUGGCUCAAGCGCUGAAAACCAACACGUCAUUGCGUACAUUAUGUCUCCAGGGGGUCUCAGUGGGCUCCAGUGGUGCAAUUGCGAUGGCAGAGGCUCUAAUGACCAACCAAAGUCUGCAAACAUUAGAUCUCCGUGGAAACAGCGUAGGGAUGGAGGGAGCAAAGGCCUUGGCCAACGCCUUAAAAAGCAACAGGAGCCUCAAGUCAUUGAAUCUGCAGGAGAAUCUUCUGGGAAUGGAUGGAGCCAUUUUCAUUGCAACAGCCUUGAAAGGAAACCACCAAGUGACAUACAUCAAGUAUUUAUUUUUUGUGUGUCCUCUGCACCUCUACCUGAAAUUCCAAAUGAAUCCAUUCUUGCUGGAAAGACGUUCAUCUGUGUUGUUUAGUUUGCAGGGAAACGGCCUUGGCGAAUCAGGUGCUAAAGUCAUAUCUGAUGCCAUCACAGCCGACGCUCCAGCAUGUGUGGUGGAUAUUUGAACCGCCUCAAUAAGCCAACAAUUAAAGGAAGUUUCCAUAGUGAUGUGGAUUUUACUCUCACCCUAUGCUGUGGGUCAUUGCAGUGUAACUUGCUCUACCUGGGUGCAAGUAAUAAAAAUGUUUUUCACUAAUACAGGGCCUCAUCAAAAAUCAUUAUGUGUAAUUAUGUGGAAUGCAUCAUGUAAUUAUGCUGUGUGUAUCGGCACACGUAAGAGCAAGUUAUUUUGCCCAACAGACUGAAAGCUGUGCUGGUCCAGCAGAACCAGAGAGGCUUUUGUUUUUUUGCCACAUAAGUUAAAAUACGGAAAGUAUUAAAACGGGAGCAUUAUUGAAAGAAGGGCAAAAUACGGUAGUUUUGGGUAGGAAAAAUGGGAAGGGAAAAAUGUCUUGCACUAAUGCUUACGCUAACGAGAAUUUAGUAGGAUUUUGCAAAUUUGGGGCUACUAAUUUAGCAUUUUGUUAGCUACAUUUUUGCAUUUAUAGCCUAGCAUGUCUACCAUGUUUGUGGAAUGUGCAAUAACUAUUGUAUUUUUCUGCCUCUUGUGGAACAGAUUUUUUUCCGCUAAUGCUAACAAGAAUUUCGUGGUAUUUAGCAUUUUGUCAGCUAAAUUUGGUGUUUUUAGCCUAGCAUGUACGGCAUGUUUGUGAAGUGUGCAGGAACCUACUUGUUUUUCUGCAUCUUGUGGAUCCGAUUUUUGCACUGAUGCUAAUGCUAAUAAGAAUUUAGUAGUAUUUAGCAAAAUUUUUGCAACAGUAAUUUAGCAUUUUGUGUUAGCCUAGCACAUUUGCCAUGUUUGUGGAUUUUGUUUUUCUGCCUGUUGUGGAUUUGGUUUUUGUAGUAGUGCCAAUGCUAACAAAAAAAUUGUCAAAUUUAGCAAAAUUCUGGGAUACCAAUUUAGUGUUUUGUGAGGAAAAUUUAGUUUUUAGUCUAGCGCAUCUGCCAUUUUUGUGGCGUGUGCAGCAGCAGGACGUGACCAUUUACUUUACUUACUGUUGUAAUGCCUUCCAAAGUCUUACAAAAAAAGCAGUAUU
Dunckerocampus dactyliophorus (ringed pipefish) is the source of this 4675-nucleotide messenger RNA. RefSeq names its product NLR family, CARD domain containing 3 (gene nlrc3). Gene Ontology annotation, molecular function: protein binding. The transcript has 18 exons. The record is from RefSeq and is a predicted model, not a curated record. Gene Ontology annotation, biological process: negative regulation of canonical NF-kappaB signal transduction. Gene Ontology annotation, cellular component: cytosol. NCBI's taxonomy places the organism in Eukaryota, Metazoa, Chordata, Actinopteri, Syngnathiformes, Syngnathidae. Bases 107 to 3643 code for a protein of 1178 amino acids.